This is a messenger RNA of Geodia barretti, 348 nucleotides long. The record is from the annotation of a GenBank genome assembly. NCBI's taxonomy places the organism in Eukaryota, Metazoa, Porifera, Demospongiae, Tetractinellida, Geodiidae.
AUGCGCGCCAGCACUCUGGACGUCCUGGGGCAGGAGUACAUCCAGACGGCCCGCUCGAAAGGACUGAGCGCGGGCGUCGUCAACUACCGCCACGUCGCACGCAAUGCACUGCUGCCGAUCAUCACGAUUCUCGGCUUUACGAUCGCAGGGAUGUUUGGCGGAUCGUUGAUUACCGACCUCAUGUUUGGAAUACCGGGGAUCGGGAGGCUCGCGCUCGAGUCCGUUUUUUCCCGUGACUAUCCGGUGAUCAUGGCGGUGACUCUGCUCGGCGCCACGUCGCUGGUGAUGGCAAAUCUCAUAAUCGACAUCGUUUACACGGUUGUCGACCCCCGGAUAAGGCUCCAGUAG